Messenger RNA from Trametes versicolor FP-101664 SS1, 1620 nucleotides. RefSeq lists its product as uncharacterized. The record is from RefSeq and is a predicted model, not a curated record. NCBI's taxonomy places the organism in Eukaryota, Fungi, Basidiomycota, Agaricomycetes, Polyporales, Polyporaceae. Bases 1 to 1578 code for a protein of 525 amino acids. The transcript has 5 exons. Gene Ontology annotation, molecular function: protein binding.
AUGCCGGCCAUUCUUGGCCUGGCCUCGGAAAUCAUCCUCGCUAUCCUAUUCGAGUUGGAUGUCCGCGAUAUACUCGCGUGCAAGCAGAUCUGCAGGCGAUUCCGAAAACUCGCCGAGUCCAGCGUUGUGCAAUACAAGUGCCACCUCGCCUUCGCCGGCGCUGUCGACGGCUCGGCGCGCAGCUCCAGCAUCGCGGAACGCCUACAUGCUCUCAAGGAGUAUCAGCGCGCAUGGAGGACCUUGUCGCUCUCCUUCGAUCCAUCCUUCUCGAGUACUGGACGUCCUGAUCGCACCUAUCCCUUCCGCCAUCUGACAUUCAGUGGCGCUCUCGUCGCUAUGCAUGUCGGAACCAAACUCAGACUGUACCGUCCGGCGUCUCCAGGGCGUCGAGUCAACGCCAUGACAUGGUCUCUGGACCUGGCACACCUUGGGCUAACACCACUCAUGGGCGCAAGUGAUCUCGGAGAAGACGUGGUGGUCAUCUGUGGCGUGAAUAUUGUGCACGGCAGGUCGUAUUGCCACUUCCUGACCCUCCUCCCCGAUGGCACGGUGGCUCCGCAUCCCUUUGCGGCGCAGGCCCUGCUCGAAAUACCCAGCAUACACGAUCCAAGGAGUGUAUCCCAGAUUGUCAUACACGGCGAUCUUUUCCUUUUGAUGACGAAAAAUCGGUGGAGUGGUAGCAACCUAUACAUAUUGGAUUGGAAGACAGGCUUAACGCUACCCUGUAUAGAGAAGAUACACUUCCAGAUGGUUUUCCACCUAUUGAGCAAGAAUCUGGUCCUUGUUGGCCACGAUGAGGAACUGGCCAUAUACAUCCUCGAGCCGGCCGGCGAUCAGACCCCUGUAUAUAGCGGCCUACCCCUAUGCGUGCUUCUACUUCCACCGCAUCCGGGCUUCUUCCUGAAGGACAUUCCACACCAACCGCUCUUAUCAUCGACAGAGGACGAAGGCUUGUUUCGUUCCGAUCCCGAGGCCGCCCUCCUGGCGAUCCACUUCGGUUUCCGAUCUCAGCCCCGCGGCACUCCUCUCGACUAUGUUCUGUGCAUCCCGCGCGCAACGCUUGUGGCCCGACUUACCCUCCCCGCUGCGUCCGUCGCCGGACCUCCCGCCGGAGCGGUCCGCACGCUAGACUGGGAGGACUGGACGUGCGGAGGGACUCUCCUCUGCUUUUCGAGAUUCACUUUCGUGGAACUUCAAGUAGCGACCUUCGGCUCACGCGUCGCCGUCAUGUCCCACCGCGUGCAGUUUGACAGGCGCCUCAGUGAAGCAGCGACGGACGUCUGCGUAUUCGAAAUACAUCCCUGGGCGCGCGCUAGCAACCUCCACCCGCGGGUCUCCGGGGAUGGCUUGGAGGACAUUGAUUUCACGGCCGAAUCGGAGGGAGCCGUUGGGCAGCUCCGGGACUCGCCCCCAUUUUACGUCUCCCACCGGGCAGUCGCUCAAGAAGGUGAUGCACCCCCUCAAUUAGACAAAGAACGCAUGCUGUUGCUGGAGGAUGGGUUGGCGCUGUUGCGCGAACAAAUUCUCGAGGACGGCGAGAUGCAUACUACUACACAUUGCUACCUGUCCACGGCCUGACCGUCUCCGCCCAUCGAAUCUGUAAAUCAAUGUUCCAUUCGC